Molecule: messenger RNA, 1200 nt
Organism: Saccoglossus kowalevskii
Lineage: Eukaryota; Metazoa; Hemichordata; Enteropneusta; Harrimaniidae
Source: RefSeq, a predicted model, not a curated record
AUGGGGCUUCAUUUUAGCAGAUUUGGUAUUGCAGCCACAUUCAUGGGGCUUCAUUUUAGCAGAUUUGGUAUUGCAGCCAUAUUCAUGGAGCUUCAUUUUAGCAGAUUUGGUAUUGCAGCCAUAUUGAUGGGGCUUCAUUUUAGCAGAUUUGGUAUUGCAGCCAUAUUGAUGGGGCUUCAUUUUAGCAGAUUUGGUAUUGCAGCCAUAUUCAUGGGGCUUCAUUUUAGCAGAUUUGGUAUUGCAGCCACAUUCAUGGGGCUUCAUUUUAGCAGAUUUGGUAUUGCAGCCAUAUUCAUGGAGCUUCAUUUUAGCAGAUUUGGUAUUGCAGCCAUAUUGAUGGGGCUUCAUUUUAGCAGAUUUGGUAUUGCAGCCACAUUCAUGGGGCUUCAUUUUAGCAGAUUUGGUAUUGCAGCCAUAUUGAUGGGGCUUCAUUUUAGCAGAUUUGGUAUUGCAGCCAUAUUGAUGGGGCUUCAUUUUAGCAGAUUUGGUAUUGCAGCCAUAUUGAUGGGGCUUCAUUUUAGCAGAUUUGGUAUUGCAGCCAUAUUCAUGGGGCUUCAUUUUAGCAGAUUUGGUAUUGCAGCCACAUUCAUGGGGCUUCAUUUUAGCAGAUUUGGUGUUUCAGCCAUAUUCAUGGGGCUUCAUUUUAGCAGAUUUGGUGUUUCAGCCAUAUUCAUGGGGCUUCAUUUUAGCAGAUUUGGUGUUUCAGCCAUAUUCAUGGGGCUUCAUUUUAGCAGAUUUGGUAUUGCAGCCACAUUCAUGGGGCUUCAUUUUAGCAGAUUUGGUGUUGCUGCCAUAUUGAUGGGGCUUCAUUUUAGCAGAUUUGGUGUUUCAGCCAUAUUCAUGGGGCUUCAUUUUAGCAGAUUUGGUAUUGCAGCCACAUUCAUGGGGCUUCAUUUUAGCAGAUUUGGUGUUUCAGCUAUAUUCAUGGGGCUUCAUUUUAGCAGAUUUGGUGUUGCAGCCAUAUUGAUGGGGCUUCAUUUUAGCAGAUUUGGUGUUUCAGCCAUAUUCAUGGGGCUUCAUUUUAGCAGAUUUGGUGUUGCAGCCAUAUUCAUGGGGCUUCAUUUUAGCAGAUUUGGUGUUUCAGCCAUAUUCAUGGGGCUUCAUUUUUGCAGAUUUGGUGUUUCAGCCAUAUUCAUGGGGCUUCAUUUUAGCAGAUUUGGUAUUGCAGCCACAUUCAUGGGGCUUCAUUUAGCAGAUUUG